Molecule: messenger RNA, 618 nt
Organism: Symbiodinium sp. CCMP2456
Lineage: Eukaryota; Dinophyceae; Suessiales; Symbiodiniaceae
Source: the annotation of a GenBank genome assembly
GAACGCCGUAUCAUGUAGGUGAGAAGGCGGACACCGCACUAGAGGCGGAAUUGGCAGCUAUCGCAUGGGCCUUGAUCUGGGCGCUGGAGCACGGCGUGCGCUUUCAGGUCUGGCUGGAGCUUUGCUAUGAUGCCACGGCCGCAAGGGGGGGGUCACUCGCGGGGAUCUUGCCCAACGAGUUAUGCGACUGCCUCGCCAAAGAGGCCAGGCGUCGUCCCGAAUGCCCCUAUUCCAGAAUGUUGCCGGAGUGGCCAGCGCCAUGGGCAAGCCACCAGCUGCGACAGUGGACUUGGCUUGCACACGCGUCCUGCACAGGUCUUCCCGCGCUUAUGGCCUUGGAGGCGGAAGCUGGCAGGCUGCAGCACCAAGUACAGGAGGUGCUUGCCCCCACAGCCGGUCCGCGUACCAGCCAUUACCGUGCCACAGAAGUUGAGUAUUCGUUCAAGGCCCUCACCUUCAACGCUCUUUCUCUCUUCGACCCGGCCGCUCCUCCCGGUCGAGAGGCACGCACUAAGAACCAGGGGCUCCUCAUCUCGGGGAAGAGAGACCUCCUCAAGCGUCAGCUGCUCGAGCUAGGUGUCUGGGCAGCUGGCAUCCAGGAAACACGCCUUCCCACCA